AUGAAUUUCCAUGGUCAGCAUCGUUUACCUUACAAUUUUAUGUAUUGUUCAUUUUGCGCCCUUUAUUUCAAUGGAUAUAUAGAGCUACAGGAAUAUGCGAAACAACAGGAAAUGAAACAUCGCCGUAAAAUCAUCCUUCCUUGCGUAAUUCCAUGGGAAUAUGGAUCUAAUAAAUAUGCCAGUCAAAAAGGUACCGCUGGUUUUGGUACCAUUCGUAAUGCCACAACAACAAUCAAAUGCAGUAAACAGCUAAGCGAAAGUAAUGAUGGCGUGGUACCAUGGAUGAACUGUCCACAGUUACGUGAUAAAGAACUUGCAUCUCAAGCAGGUCUGACACCAUUUGGUGGAAUUCGAGAACAUGCUAUUAAAGUACAGGACAAGGAUGGUGAGAAGAAGAAAGAUAUUAGCAAACUUAUCGGCGAUCAGACCAGCGAAUGUAUAUUGAAAAUUUGGUCGCAAGCAAAUCCGAACGCUAAAAACGGAAAGCAUCGAGAUGCUAUAAUGGAAGUGAAAGGCGGUCGGCAAUUUAGUCAAAAAGAAUUAAAUGCUAGCAGAGCAGCUAUUCCAAAAUUUCAUGAUCCACGUGAAACUAUUGCAGAAAAAGCGAAGAAAGCUGACGGUACUCGGUCUGACGGAUUAAUUAGCAAUAGACAAGAAAAUAUGCGAAGUAAAAGUGCAAGAGGAACAGAAAAUAAUAUCUUGGAUUCAAAUUAUAUGGCCUGGAUCGGUGGACAGUUAACAUUACAGUCACAAAUACAGACGGAUGGCACUCGAAAGUCUCCUGAUAUCAUCUCGAAAUCCUAUUUUGAUCGAGUGAUGAAUGAGAGGGAAUAUUUGAUUGAGAAAGCAAAGAAAGAGAAAGCACAACGUGAAGAACAAAAAGAGAAAGAAAAGGUUAAAGGUAAAUUUGAAUUUGAUGAAAGAGAAAGGAGAAUCAAUGAAGCACAAAUAACAAAAUGGAAAGUGGAGGAGCAAAAUAGUGAUAUUUCUACUGAUAUUAUUGCACUUUACCAUUAA
Molecule: messenger RNA, 1017 nt
Organism: Acanthocheilonema viteae
Lineage: Eukaryota; Metazoa; Nematoda; Chromadorea; Rhabditida; Onchocercidae
Source: the annotation of a GenBank genome assembly